Chelmon rostratus (copperband butterflyfish) is the source of this 951-nucleotide messenger RNA. RefSeq lists its product as uncharacterized. The record is from RefSeq and is a predicted model, not a curated record. NCBI's taxonomy places the organism in Eukaryota, Metazoa, Chordata, Actinopteri, Chaetodontiformes, Chaetodontidae.
AUGGAGCACAUGGUUGUAAAGCUGCGCACAAUACCGCUAAAGCUAGACCCAAAACGUCUGCGCUCACUGGACGCUUUCCGAGGUUUUGCCCUGACUGUGAUUUUUGUGAACUACGAUGGAGGAAGCGGCUGGUUCUUUCAACAUGCAUUCAGUGGUCAGUUUGUGUUUAUUUUUGGAACUAACGUGGUGUUGGCUUUCAGAUAGAAGUAGAGGAGAGGAGUUAGCCGCCUGCAGCUGCUGCACGAAAUCACCUGGAGGACAGUUGUCCUCCCGAAGCUCGGCUUCUGCUCCCUCGACUACUCUCCAAGAAAUGAACCGUGUAGGUGGUGUUGGCUGAGGAUCCCUGCAGUGCUGCAGCGUCUGGGCUUCACAUAGUUUGUUCUGUCUCUCCUGCAGACUUUCUGGGGCCAGAAAGAAAUCCCACUGACAGCGGUGAGCAGCUCUGUCAAAGAUUGGUUGGGAGCUGGGGGAAUCGGUGACAAGGAUCUUCACCUUAACUGUACUAGAGGCGCAGCAGGAAACAUUAAGAGAUGGUUGUUUGGUGAUAACCUGUACAAAUACCCCACAUUGUGGGCCGUCAUCCUGGGAAUCUCCUCAGCCAUCCUUUCUAAGUGCACACGAGACGGAGGAUUUAUACCUGUCAAUAAAAACCUCUGGUUGCUGUCCUGCGUGAUGCGUAUGGGCUGUCUCUCCUUUCUGCUGCCUGGAGGCAUGUACUUUGUCACUGAUAUGAAGGGCUGGUGAGUUGGACAGCCAUUCAUGUGCCCAGGCGUGCACUCCAUCUUUGCAUAUGUUGGCCACUCUCUCCUGGGUUUCUGCUUCCCGUUCAGGUGGGAGAUGUGUUUCCAGGAGGGCCUCUGGGAGUGGCUCCUCCAAAGCCUGCGGGGAACUGCACUGUGGAUGCUCAUCACUUACCUGCUGCACAGGGAGAAACUCUUCCUCAAAAUAUAA